Alosa sapidissima (American shad) is the source of this 671-nucleotide messenger RNA. RefSeq names its product catechol-O-methyltransferase b (gene comtb). Gene Ontology annotation, biological process: catecholamine catabolic process; developmental process; dopamine metabolic process. Gene Ontology annotation, molecular function: catechol O-methyltransferase activity. The record is from RefSeq and is a predicted model, not a curated record. Lineage: Eukaryota; Metazoa; Chordata; Actinopteri; Clupeiformes; Clupeidae.
AUGUGGCAGUGUGUGUGUGUGUGUGUGGCGGCGCUGCUCUACGCGCUGUGCCGCUGGCUCAUCCCCACUGCUGUGUGUCGCCAUGGACGCCUGGCUCUGCUGUGGCACGAUGUGUGUGUGGAGAAGACACUGGACUGGCUCACACGCUCCUCUCGGCCUGAGCGUGUGCUGCGGUCGGUCCAGAAGGGGACGCUAUGGGACGAUGCCCAGAGUGUUCUCUCCACGAUCGACCGCUUCAGCCACCACCAUGAGUGGGCCAUGCGCAUAGGAGACGAGAAGGGUGCCAUCCUGGACUCUGUGGUGAGUGAGGUGAAUCCGGCGUUGGCUCUGGAGCUGAGCUACUGUGGCUACUCAGCGGUGCGUCUGGUGCCCCCUGGUGGACGCCUCAUCACACUGCAGUUCAACCACUACACUGCAGUCGCAUGGCAGGUCAUCGAGUGGGCAGGUCUCCAGAACACAGAGUGUGCUCUGCUGAGGAAGGGCACUGUGGUUCUGGCUGACAACGUCAUCUGUCCCGGCGCUCCUGAGUACCUGGAGUAUGUGCGCACUAGCCCCGCCUACCUCAGCAGCUUCAUCCCCGCCCACCUGGAGUACACACAGGCUGAAGAUGCCCUGGAGAAGAGUAUGUAUCAGUAACAAUACACACCUGAUGCACACACACACACACCUGA